AUGUCCUUCGUGGAGCUGCUGUCCCGUCUGGGUGGCAUGGGCCGCUUCCAGGUGACCUACGUGGCCGCGCUGGCUGUCCCUCUGCUCAUGCUGGCCAGCCACAACCUCCUGCAGAACUUCACCGCCGGCAUCCCCGAGCACCACUGCCGGCCCCGGCCCGUGGCCAACACCACCGCGGCUGACGUCCCCCUGGUCGUGUCCAUCCCCUGGGACGGCCACCGCCGGCCCCAGAGCUGCCGCCGCUACGUGGAGCCCCAGUGGCACCUCUUGGACACCAACGGCUCGGCCAACGGCUCGGCCGCUGAGGCGGCCACCGAGCCGUGCCACGACGGCUGGACGUACCUGGAUGGCAUCUUCACCGACACCAUCGUCACCGAGUGGGACCUGGUGUGUGACUCCAAGAAGAUGAGGCAGGUGGCCCAGUCCAUCUACAUGGCCGGGAUCCUGCUGGGCUCCAGCCUCUUCGGGAUCCUCUCUGACAAGUUCGGGCGCCGGGCGCUGCUCACCUGGUGUUACCUGCAGCUGGGGGCGACGGGGGUGGGCACGGCCGCCGCCCCCUCCCUCCUGGUCUACUGCGUGUGCCGCUUCCUGACCGGGCUGGCCAUGGCCGGCGUGUCCCUCAACUCUGCCUCCCUCUGCAUGGAGUGGAUCCCGACGGAGGCUCGGGCCGUGGUGGGGACCAUCAAUGGCUACUGCUACACCCUGGGCCAGUUCGUGCUGGCGGCUGCGGCCUUCGGGCUCCCGCGCUGGCGGCAGCUCCAGCUUGCCGUGUCCCUGCCCUUCUUCGUCUUCUUCUUCUACUCCUGGCUGUACGUGGAGUCGGCGCGCUGGCAGGUGACCUCGGGCAGACCCGACCUGGCCCUGCGGGGGCUCCGCAAGGUCGCGAGGGUCAACGGCAGGAAGGAGGAGGGGGACAAGCUCAGCGAGGAGGCGCUGCGGGCUCUGGUGCGCCGGGAGCCGCCGCUGCCGGGCGGGGCCGUGGCCGCGCUCGUCCGGACCCCCGGCAUGAGGACGGUGUCGUGCGGGGUCUCCUUCGUCUGGUUCUCCACCAGCUUCGCCUACUACGGGCUGGCCAUGGACCUGCAGGGCUUCGGCUUCAACGUGUACCUGAGCCAGCUGGUGUUCGGCGCUGUGGACAUCCCGGCCAAGCUGCUGUCCGUGCUGGUCAUCUCCUGCCUCGGCCGGCGCCUGGCCCAGGGCGGCUCCCUGGCGCUCGCCGGCCUCUGCAUCCUGGCCAACAUCUUCGUGCCCAGCGAGCUGCCGACGCUGCGCAUGGCCUUCGCCGUGGUCGGGAAGGGCGCCUUGGCCGCCUCCUUCAACUGCGCCUACAUCUUCUCCGGGGAGCUCUUCCCCACCGUCAUCAGGCAGACGGGGAUGGGCCUGGGGGGCACCAUGGCCCGCGUGGGGAGCAUGGUGGCCCCCCUGGUGCGCAUGAUGGCCGACGUGACCCCGGUGCUGCCCCUCGUCAUCUACGGCGCCGCGCCCAUCGUCUCGGCCAUCGCCACCUGCUUCCUGCCCGAGACCCGCAACGCGCCCCUGCCCGAGACCGUCAAGGACGUGGAGCGGCGGAAGAAGAGGAAAAAAAGGAGGAAGAAGAGGAGGAAGAAGAGGAGGAAGAAGAAGAUUUGGGACAAUAAAACCCCUCCCCACAUCCCAGAAGGAAACCCAGGGAGAACCCAAAGGGAUCAGGAAUUUCAGGGGAGG
Messenger RNA from Onychostruthus taczanowskii (white-rumped snowfinch), 1704 nucleotides. RefSeq names its product solute carrier family 22 member 6-like. Gene Ontology annotation, cellular component: membrane. Gene Ontology annotation, biological process: transmembrane transport. The record is from RefSeq and is a predicted model, not a curated record. The transcript is spliced from 10 exons. NCBI's taxonomy places the organism in Eukaryota, Metazoa, Chordata, Aves, Passeriformes, Passeridae. The annotation marks the transcript as partial. Gene Ontology annotation, molecular function: transmembrane transporter activity.